GCCGAGGGAUUACCACUGAUAUCUGGUGUCACGUCGGAUGGUGCACCGUUAUUUCAAGGGAUUCUAAACUGCCCAGAGUCGAGGCAAACAACAACCAUCAUCACUACAACUACUACUACAUAUAGAAUGGUAGAGGUGAGCGACAGCGACUCCAUGUCUGACGAUUUUGAAUUGGUGGACAGCAGUUCUCUAACAGUGGAUGUACCACUGGUAACAUCGCGUACACCAUCUCCAUCUCAAUACAUGAUUGUUGGAAAGACAGAAUCAGCGGCUCCUCUUUCACCAGUUCUGCGAUCGACGGUGAACAUUGAUCUCGAACUCCCUCCGAGUCGGAUUGAGCGAGCCAAAGAGCUGGACGAGAAGCCCAUCAUGGAAGAAGUGUCUGUGUACCAUUCCGGCGUCUCAUCAGAUCAUGAGGGGACUCAAUCCACAGCCGAGAUAGAAAAGGUGGAGUCGCCGGAAAUAUAUACUCAAGAAGAUGUCACAUCAACAAGCGAUAAAGACUAUGGCAUCAACAUCCGUAGCAGUAGCGACCUCAAAACAAUUAGCACAUCUUCAGAUGAUGAAGAUUUUUUUAAUUGGAACAGAGAUGGUUCUUAUAGUGAGCAAUCACCUGAAUCCCUUGAAAAAGCUACCGUAACCACGAAGGAUGCCCCGCUCAAGGAAGCAUAUUACAGUUACCCUUCAACUUCUGCAUACAAUGGUCCACUAGAGAGCACGUCGCGAACUGAAGACAUCUAUGGUGAACCACUCACGCACCACGUUAGUGUGUACCAUAGUGGACGUUCUGACGAGCCUGCACCAAAACCCGAAGAGGAACACGUUGACAUUGCAGAUGCAGCGAAGGCAUUUGGUGAGAAGGUGACCGGACUGUUCAGGAGAGGCCCAGCCCAUCUCGACUAUCCAGUCUCCGAGACAUACGAAGGACCACUGGAUAGCACUCCGCGAACUGAUGACAUCUAUGGUGAACCACUCACGCACCACGUUAGUGUGUACCACAGUGGACGUUCUGACGAGCCAGCACCAAAACCCGAAGAAGAACACGUCGACAUUGCAGAUGCAGCCAAAGCAUUCGGAGAGAAGAUCACUGGUCUGUUCAAGAGAAGACCAACUAUUCCAGAUUAUCCAACAUCAGAACCCUAUGUCGGUCCAUUAGUGGACACGUCACGACGUGAAGACAUCGAGUCACAACCAUUGAGGACAGUGGUGACGGUAUACCACAGCGGACGAUCUGAUGUUCCUCUUGAGAAAGCAGCGGUGAUUACUGAAGAAGUUCCACCAGCAGGUACAAUGUACUACGACUAUCCCACUACUGCAGCUUACGAAGGCCCACUUGACAGCACUCCGCGAACUGAUGACAUCUAUGGUGAACCACUCACGCACCACGUUAGUGUGUACCACAGUGGACGUUCUGACGAGCCAGCACCAAAACCCGAAGAAGAACACGUCGACAUUGCAGAUGCAGCCAAAGCAUUCGGAGAGAAGAUCACUGGUCUGUUCAAGAGAAGACCAACUAUUCCAGAUUAUCCAACAUCAGAACCCUAUGUCGGUCCAUUAGUGGACACGUCACGACGUGAAGACAUCGAGUCACAACCAUUGAGGACAGUGGUGACGGUAUACCACAGCGGACGAUCUGAUGUUCCUCUUGAGAAAGCAGCGGUGAUUACUGAAGAAGUUCCACCAGCGAGGGACAUGUACUACGACUAUCCCACUACUGCAGCUUACGAAGGCCCACUUGACAGCACUCCGCGAACUGAUGACAUCUAUGGUGAACCACUCACGCACCACGUUAGUGUGUACCAUAGUGGACGUUCUGACGAGCCUGCACCAAAACCCGAAGAGGAACACGUUGACAUUGCAGAUGCAGCGAAGGCAUUUGGUGAGAAGGUGACCGGACUGUUCAGGAGAGGCCCAGCCCAUCUCGACUAUCCAGUCUCCGAGACAUACGAAGGACCACUGGAUAGCACUCCGCGACUGAUGACAUCUAUGCCAGCACCAAAACCCGAAGAAGAACACGUCGACAUUGCAGAUGCAGCCAAAGCAUUCGGAGAGAAGAUCACUGGUCUGUUCAAGAGAAGACCAACUAUUCCAGAUUAUCCAACAUCAGAACCCUAUGUCGGUCCAUUAGUGGACACGUCACGACGUGAAGACAUCGAGUCACAACCAUUGAGGACAGUGGUGACGGUAUACCACAGCGGACGAUCUGAUGUUCCUCUUGAGAAAGCAGCGGUGAUUACUGAAGAAGUUCCACCAGCGAGGGACAUGUACUACGACUAUCCCACUACUGCAGCUUACGAAGGCCCACUUGACAGCACUCCGCGAACUGAUGACAUCUAUGGUGAACCACUCACGCACCACGUUAGUGUGUACCAUAGUGGACGUUCUGACGAGCCUGCACCAAAACCCGAAGAGGAACACGUUGACAUUGCAGAUGCAGCGAAGGCAUUUGGUGAGAAGGUGACCGGACUGUUCAGGAGAGGCCCAGCCCAUCUCGACUAUCCAGUCUCCGAGACAUACGAAGGACCACUGGAUAGCACUCCGCGGACUGAUGACAUCUAUGGUGAACCACUCACGCACCACGUUAGUGUGUACCACAGUGGACGUUCUGACGAGCCAGCACCAAAACCCGAAGAAGAACACGUCGACAUUGCAGAUGCAGCCAAAGCAUUCGGAGAGAAGAUCACUGGUCUGUUCAAGAGAAGACCAACUAUUCCAGAUUAUCCAACAUCAGAACCCUAUGUCGGUCCAUUAGUGGACACGUCACGACGUGAAGACAUCGAGUCACAACCAUUGAGGACAGUGGUGACGGUAUACCACAGCGGACGAUCUGAUGUUCCUCUUGAGAAAGCAGCGGUGAUUACUGAAGAAGUUCCACCAGCGAGGGACAUGUACUACGACUAUCCCACUACUGCAGCUUACGAAGGCCCACUUGACAGCACUCCGCGAACUGAUGACAUCUAUGGUGAACCACUCACGCACCACGUUAGUGUGUACCAUAGUGGACGUUCUGACGAGCCUGCACCAAAACCCGAAGAGGAACACGUUGACAUUGCAGAUGCAGCGAAGGCAUUUGGUGAGAAGGUGACCGGACUGUUCAGGAGAGGCCCAGCCCAUCUCGACUAUCCAGUCUCCGAGACAUACGAAGGACCACUGGAUAGCACUCCGCGGACUGAUGACAUCUAUGGUGAACCACUCACGCACCACGUUAGUGUGUACCACAGUGGACGUUCUGACGAGCCAGCACCAAAACCCGAAGAAGAACACGUCGACAUUGCAGAUGCAGCCAAAGCAUUCGGAGAGAAGAUCACUGGUCUGUUCAAGAGAAGACCAACUAUUCCAGAUUAUCCAACAUCAGAACCCUAUGUCGGUCCAUUAGUGGACACGUCACGACGUGAAGACAUCGAGUCACAACCAUUGAGGACAGUGGUGACGGUAUACCACAGCGGACGAUCUGAUGUUCCUCUUGAGAAAGCAGCGCCUGCACCAAAACCCGAAGAGGAACACGUUGACAUUGCAGAUGCAGCGAAGGCAUUUGGUGAGAAGGUGACCGGACUGUUCAGGAGAGGCCCAGCCCAUCUCGACUAUCCAGUCUCCGAGACAUACGAAGGACCACUGGAUAGCACUCCGCGGACUGAUGACAUCUAUGGUGAACCACUCACGCACCACGUUAGUGUGUACCACAGUGGACGUUCUGACGAGCCAGCACCAAAACCCGAAGAAGAACACGUCGACAUUGCAGAUGCAGCCAAAGCAUUCGGAGAGAAGAUCACUGGUCUGUUCAAGAGAAGACCAACUAUUCCAGAUUAUCCAACAUCAGAACCCUAUGUCGGUCCAUUAGUGGACACGUCACGACGUGAAGACAUCGAGUCACAACCAUUGAGGACAGUGGUGACGGUAUACCACAGCGGACGAUCUGAUGUUCCUCUUGAGAAAGCAGCAGUGAUUACUGAAGAAGUUCCACCAGCGAGGGACAUGUACUACGACUAUCCCACUACUGCAGCUUACGAAGGCCCACUUGACAGCACUCCGCGAACUGAUGACAUCUAUGGUGAACCACUCACGCACCACGUUAGUGUGUACCACAGUGGACGUUCUGACGAGCCAGCACCAAAACCCGAAGAAGAACACGUUGACAUUGCAGAUGCAGCGAAAGCAUUCGGUGAGAAGUCUCCGAGACAUACGAAGGACCACUUGGAUAGCACUCCGCGAACUGAUGACAUCUACGGUGAACCACUCACGCACCACGUUAGUGUGUACCACAGUGGACGUUCUGACGAGCCAGCACCAAAACCCGAAGAAGAACACGUCGACAUUGCAGAUGCAGCCAAAGCAUUCGGAGAGAAGAUCACUGGUCUGUUCAAGAGAAGACCAACUAUUCCAGAUUAUCCAACAUCAGAACCCUAUGUCGGUCCAUUAGUGGACACGUCACGACGUGAAGACAUCGAGUCACAACCAUUGAGGACAGUGGUGACGGUAUACCACAGCGGACGAUCUGAUGUUCCUCUUGAGAAAGCAGCGGUGAUUACUGAAGAAGUUCCACCAGCGAGGGACAUGUACUACGACUAUCCCACUACUGCAGCUUACGAAGGCCCACUUGACAGCACUCCGCGAACUGAUGACAUCUAUGGUGAACCACUCACGCACCACGUUAGUGUGUACCACAGUGGACGUUCUGACGAGCCAGCACCAAAACCCGAAGAAGAACACGUUGACAUUGCAGAUGCAGCGAAAGCAUUCGGUGAGAAGGUCACUGGACUGUUCAGGAGAGGCCCAGCCCAUCUCGACUAUCCAGUCUCCGAGACAUACGAAGGACCACUGGAUAGCACUCCGCGGACUGAUGACAUCUAUGGUGAACCACUCACGCACCACGUUAGUGUGUACCACAGUGGACGUUCUGACGAGCCAGCACCAAAACCCGAAGAAGAACACGUCGACAUUGCAGAUGCAGCCAAAGCAUUCGGAGAGAAGAUCACUGGUCUGUUCAAGAGAAGACCAACCAUUCCGGAUUAUCCGACCUCAGAACCCUAUGUUGGUCCACUAGCGGACACAACACGACGUGAAGACAUCGAAUCUCAUCCUCUGAGGACCGUGGUAACGGUUUACCACAGCGGACGAUCUGACGUUCCUCUUGAGAAAGCAGCAGUGAUUACUGAAGAAGUUCCACCAGCAAAGGAUAUGUACUACGACUAUCCUACUACUGCAGUAUAUGAAGGUCCACUUGACAGCACUCCACGAACUGAUGACAUCUACGGUGAACCGCUCACCCACUAUGUCACCGUGUAUCACAGUGGACGAUCCGAUGAGCCAACUCCGAAACCUGAAGAAGAACACGUUGAUAUUGCAGAUGCAGCGAAAGCAUUCGGUGAGAAGGUCACUGGACUGUUCAGGAGAGGCCCUGCCCAUCUCGACUAUCCUGUCUCCGAGACAUACGAAGGACCAUUGGAUAGCACUCGGCGAACUGAUGACAUCUACGGUGAACCACUCACGCACCACGUUAGUGUGUACCACAGUGGACGUUCUGACGAGCCAGCACCAAAACCUGAAGAACACGUUGACAUUGCAGAUGCAGCGAAAGCAUUCGGUGAGAAGGUCACUGGACUGUUCAGGAGAGGCCCUGCCCAUCUCGACUAUCCUGUCUCCGAGACAUACGAAGGACCAUUGGAUAGCACUCGGCGAACUGAUGACAUCUACGGUGAACCACUCACGCACCACGUUAGUGUGUACCACAGUGGACGUUCUGACGAGCCAGCACCAAAACCUGAAGAAGAACACGUUGACAUUGCAGAUGCAGCGAAAGCAUUCGGUGAGAAGGUCACUGGACUGUUCAGGAGAGGCCCUGCCCAUCUCGACUAUCCUGUCUCCGAGACAUACGAAGGACCAUUGGAUAGCACUCGGCGAACUGAUGACAUCUACGGUGAACCACUCACGCACCACGUUAGUGUGUACCACAGUGGACGUUCUGACGAGCCAGCACCGAAAACCGAAGAGGAGCAUGUUAGCGUUAUUGACAAAGCAUUAGGAGAGGAAACAUCAACUAUCUUAAGGAACGGGUCUGCUCGUGGUUAUACUGUUAGUGAGCCACGUGAAGAGCCUUUCGGAAAAGGUUUUCGUACCUGGGAAAUGAACGGUGGCGCCUUCAAACAGCACGUGGAACCACGUCGUGAACCCGCGAGAAUCAUAGGUGACGAAAAAUGGUAUGACGUGGAGAAAGAUAGACACAUAGAUACUGCAUAUGAAGAAGUGCGUAACAAGAUUGAUCUAGAUGUGUUCUUUAAUGUCAAAUCCCAGGAAGAAAAGGAGUCACCUGAAGAUGCCUUCAAGGAGUCUCAAGAAGAAGAACUUGUGUUUUUAAGUGCCGACAAGUUGGAGCGAGAUCAGCAACCUGUCGGCUUUUCUGUAUCGAUUAGUGCGCGACAGCCAGUAGACCGUAAAAGUUCUGAGCUGUUCUCUUCUCCUUUGAGAGAAUCGUCAUCAGACACACGGUACCUGCGUGAACAUUCACUGAGGAGCGAACGUGGUCGACGACAUCGACUUUCUCCACACACAUGGACAACAGUUCGAGAACGUACCGAGGUUACUUAUGUGAGAAAAGUUCGUGUUGAAAGAUCUCUUAGCCCUCAGACUCCAGCACGUUCGCACUUCAUCAAGAGAGUCCCUUACAAGACGAGCGCCGAAACUCGUGACAAUGCCUAUUCGUGCAGAUCAUCGAACUUCGAUGAACGUGUUAUGGUCCAUCAUCCAAUUUAUCCACCCAAUGAAUCGCUCUACCGUAACGGGGUGUAUGACGCUGAAAUGCGAAACGGCCAUUCACGAACAUAUAGUCCAGUUCGUGAGGUGGCUGCUUUUGAUCGAACUGAGUGGAUUGAUCAGCAUCCCAGCUACAUACCACCAAAUAGACGAUCGGACGAGAUUUUCACGGUCGGCACGCCAUUCAUCAUGGGUCACGUGGAGCGCGAUGGUAACGGCUGCGCUUAUUUACGCUAUCAAAGCAGCGGUCUACAGGAGCGCCCUCCAUUGCCUGAACGUAUCGACGAUCUCCCAAUGAUUGAAGAGGGAGCAAUCGAGUGUCGUCGAGCCACCGUCCGUGCUGGUUUACGCGACAUGGAUACAGUUGGACUUGUUCAGGACGAAGAAGAACUCGAAAGACGACGUCGACCGAUUAGACGCGCCAGACAGCGCAUGCGUAAUUAUUGCACAAUGCUUUAG
Molecule: messenger RNA, 7206 nt
Organism: Ostertagia ostertagi
Lineage: Eukaryota; Metazoa; Nematoda; Chromadorea; Rhabditida; Trichostrongylidae
Source: the annotation of a GenBank genome assembly